Camelina sativa (false flax) is the source of this 1816-nucleotide messenger RNA. RefSeq names its product UDP-glycosyltransferase 85A5-like. Lineage: Eukaryota; Viridiplantae; Streptophyta; Magnoliopsida; Brassicales; Brassicaceae. Gene Ontology annotation, molecular function: quercetin 3-O-glucosyltransferase activity; quercetin 7-O-glucosyltransferase activity. The record is from RefSeq and is a predicted model, not a curated record.
UUCGCACGUGGUGUAUAUUUGUCGAUAGUCUCUACGUGCGAGAAUCAUUGUCUCGCCAUCUCAUUGUCGAUAAUCUCUACGUCCUUUAAAGCCUACCGAAGGUGUGUUCCAUACAUAUCCAUUUCUGUUUUGUUUUUUUGGGCACACAUGGAAACAAUGGCAUCAUAUGCCGUUUCUAGCAGACAAAAACCACACGUAGUUUGCAUACCUUUCCCAGCUCAAGGCCACAUCAAUCCGAUGCUGAAAGUGGCUAUACUCCUCUAUGCCAGAGGCUUUCAUGUUACCUUUGUCAACACCGUCUACAACCACAACCGUCUCAUCCGGUCACGUGGUCCCAACGCCCUUGAAGGGCUUCCUUCUUUCCGGUUCGAGUCCAUCCCAGACGGUCUACCGGAGGAGCCCAACAAGGACAUCAUGCAGGACGUCCCUUCCCUUUGUGAGUCCACCAUGAAAAACUGUCUAGCUCCGCUCAAAGAGCUUCUCCGACGGAUUAAUACCGGAGAUGAUGUUCCUCCAGUGAGCUGUAUUGUAUCGGACGGUGUGAUGAGCUUUACUCUUGAUGCAGCCGAGGAGCUUGGAGUCCCGGAGAUUCUUUUGUGGACAACCAGUGCUUGUGGCUUCUUGGCUUAUCUACACUUCUAUCGCUUUAUCGAGAAGGGAUUAUCACCACUAAAAGAUGAGAGUUACUUAGACACAAAAAUAGAUUGGAUACCAUCGAUGAGAAACCUAAGACUUAAAGACAUCCCAAGCUUCAUCCGUGCAACUAAUUCUGAAGACAUAAUGCUUAACUAUUUUGUCCAUGAAACCGACCGAGCCAAACGCGCUUCGGCUAUCAUUCUCAACACAUUUGAUAGCCUUGAGCAUGAUGUUAUUGAAUCUAUUAAAUCUAUGAUACCUCCAGUGUACACUAUUGGACCGCUUCAUCUACAAGUGAAGCGGGAGAUCGACGAGAUGAGUGAGAUUGGACAGGUGGGAACAAAUCUAUGGAAAGAGGAGAUGGAGUGUCUGAAUUGGCUCGAUACUAGGUCUCCAAACAGCGUCGUUUAUGUUAAUUUCGGUAGCAUAACAGUGAUGAGUAAGAAACAUCUCGUGGAAUUUGCUUGGGGUUUAGCAGCGACCAAGAAAGACUUUUUAUGGGUGAUCAGGCCGGAUUUAGUAGCCGGUGAUGUGGCAAUGGUUCCUCCAGAGUUUCUAAUAGAGACAGCUGAUCGAAGGAUGAUAGCGAAUUGGUGUCCUCAAGAAAAAGUUCUUUCUCAUCCGGCAAUCGGAGGGUUCUUAACACAUAGUGGAUGGAACUCAACUUUGGAGAGUCUUUCCGGUGGAGUUCCAAUGGUGUGUUGGCCGUUCUUUGCAGAGCAGCAAACAAAUUGUAAAUAUUGUUGUGAUGAAUGGGAGGUGGGGAUGGAGAUCGGUGGAGACGUGAGGAGAGAGGAGGUUGAGGCACUGGUUAGAGAGCUAAUGGACGGAGUGAAAGGAAUGAAAAUGAGAGAGAAAGCAAAAGGGUGGCAGCGUUUGGCAGAGGAAGCGACGGAGCAUAUGCGUGGUUCAUCGGACUUAAAUUUUCAGAAGGUUGUUACAAAGGUCCUCUUAGACAGCAAAAGACAAUAGAGACAAUAUAAAUAAACUUAAACAUAAAGAUGAUUACAAAAAGGUUUAUGUUUUUAAAAAAUGGUACGUGAUUAACAUGAACACUUAUUUGUUAAUUUUUCUAUUUCUAGAAAGGUUUGCUUUGCAUAUGUCGAACUCUAGUAUUUGUAGAGACGACGUCGUGGUCUGUGUAAUAUUGCUUUGUAUAUAUCUCAGAAUAUCUUUUUUU